GUAUAAGGUGAAAGAGGAUGAUCUUCAACGAGUUACCAAGCCCUAUAGACCGGAACAUUGGGAGGAGAACAUGUACGAAAACGAAUCUGAUGAUGAGCACGAACAUGAGGAAGAUGAUCUGAUUCAAAAGGUUUACGAAGAUUGGAUACGUGAUCUUGAGAGCCAGGGCACAACAGAUUCAAACCGGGACUUUCUGGCAAGCACAUUUGAUGGUCUUAGUUUUACGGCUAUACGUCACAAUGGAAGCGACAACGCAGGAUACAACGUGCAGUUACCCAUUCCUGAGAAUUCGUUAGAUGAAGACGAAUUUGUUACCAUAAGUGCUGACUUUCACACGACUGGCACUACAAAGAGAAGCAAAGUGAAACCGCCUACACCUCGAUAUCACAAGAUCAUUGAAGUUCUACUUAACAAACGGGAGUGCAUCCAAAGGGCAAAUGUAUUUAAGUACAAUCCGCAGGUUGAAGUGUCGCAGGCGAAUGGAAGCGUGUAG
Molecule: messenger RNA, 493 nt
Organism: Seminavis robusta
Lineage: Eukaryota; Bacillariophyta; Bacillariophyceae; Naviculales; Naviculaceae
Source: the annotation of a GenBank genome assembly